AUGGCGUUCAUGGUGAAGACUAUGGUGGGCGGCCAGCUGAAGAACCUCACCGGGAGCCUGGGGGGCGGCGAUGACAAGGGGGACGGGGACAAAUCGGCGGCCGAAACGCAGGGCAUGAGCCGAGAAGAGUAUGAGGAGUAUCAGAAGCAACUGGUGGAAGAGAAGAUGGAGCGGGACGCGCAGUUCACGCAGAGGAAGGCGGAGCGGGCCACGCUGCGGAGCCACUUCCGAGAUAAAUAUCGGCUGCCCAAGAACGAGACAGAUGAGAGCCAGAUUCAGAUGGCAGGUGGAGACGUGGAGCUGCCCCGGGAGCUGGCCAAGAUGAUUGAGGAGGACACAGAGGAGGAGGAGAGGGCCUCCGUCCUUGGGCAGUUGGCCAGUCUCCCUGGCUUGGACCUCGGCUCACUCAAGGACAAGGCCCAGGCCACAUUGGGGGACCUCAAGCAAUCAGCUGAGAAGUGCCACAUCAUGUGA
Molecule: messenger RNA, 474 nt
Organism: Neomonachus schauinslandi (Hawaiian monk seal)
Lineage: Eukaryota; Metazoa; Chordata; Mammalia; Carnivora; Phocidae
Gene: CPLX3
Product: complexin 3
Exons: 3
Coding region: 1-474 (157 amino acids)
Biological process (GO): neurotransmitter transport; synaptic vesicle exocytosis; regulation of neurotransmitter secretion
Cellular component (GO): SNARE complex; terminal bouton
Molecular function (GO): syntaxin binding
Source: RefSeq, a predicted model, not a curated record